Molecule: messenger RNA, 1107 nt
Organism: Sordaria macrospora k-hell
Lineage: Eukaryota; Fungi; Ascomycota; Sordariomycetes; Sordariales; Sordariaceae
Cellular component (GO): endoplasmic reticulum; Dsc E3 ubiquitin ligase complex
Source: RefSeq, a predicted model, not a curated record
AUGAGCGACGACUGGGAGGAUAGCACCUCCAGAACACCACUUCUCCCGCCGAACACAACCUCCUCAUCAUCAACCAACCCAUUACUAUCACCAUCUCUCCACCUCACAGUCAGAUUCAGCGCCUCUCUCCCGGACCUGCACCUCGACAUCCCCUCUCCCAACCGCACCACCAUCGUCGCUCUCAAGCACCGCAUCCGCGAGCGCCUCCUAGCCCUAUCCUCCAGCAGCAAAGACAAAGACAGCAAAGAUGACGACCAAACCACCGCCAAAGCAGCCCGGAGCCGUCUCCGCUUCAUCCACGCCGGCAAGAUCCUCCCCGACACUGCCAUCGUCAGCUCCGUCCUUCGCCCACCUCCGCCACCGCCCAUGGCCGUCGACCCCAAGGGCAAGGGAAAAGCCGUUUAUCGCCAGCAGCAGCAACAGCAACAGCAACAGCAACAAAGAGUCUACGUAAACUGCAGUAUAGGUGACGAACUCACUGACGAAGAAUUAUCCACCGAAGCGGCGGCCGCAUCUUUUAUUCCUACUACCCCCGUCGGAUCCGUUGAUUCACCUAGUACCGGUACCGGUAAAACCAGCCGCACGACCGGCCUCCACCAACCAUCAACAGCAUCUUCAGGAGAAACCAGGUCCCGAGCCAAUGCCUCCAGACAAGAAACAGACCGUAACACUGCCCCCCGCGGCUUCGACCGCUUUUUGUCAGCUGGGUUUACCCCAGCAGAAGUGAACCAGCUUCGCCUGCAGUUCAGAUCCAUCCAAGCAUCGCGGUUUACACCGGAUACCAUGCCCUCCCCCGACACUUUGCGAUCAAUGGAAGAUGCCUGGAUAGAUACCAACCACGGCGGUGUUGGGGGAGCCGGCCUGGAUAUGGAAGCCGAUGACGGCACGGGGGAACCAAUACCUACAAACGAAACGGAUGGGUUCAACGGCAUGGUGGAUACCCUCGUCAAAGGCAUGUUCAUCGGGUUUGUGUUCCCUCUGGGGGCUAUCGCUUGGGUGCUGAGAGAGGAAGGGAUGUUGUCGAAGCGAUGGCGGGUUUCGAUUGCGUUUGGGGUGGUGUUUGGGUUUGCGAUUGGCGUGUUGAGGGCGUUUUCAGCCGAACCGUAG